AUGUCCAAAGAACCAGACAGCCUCCUCAGCUACCAGCGGGCGGAUGAGGAGGCCGUGGUCGACCAGGGAGGAACCAGCUCUGUGCUCAACAUCCACUAUGAGAAAGAAGAACUGGAGGGACACAGGGCUCUGUACGUGGGGGUGCGGAUGCCUCGUCAAAGCCACAGACACCACCGGCCCCACGGCUCCAGGCACCGCAGGAGAGAGCGGAGAUCAGGGAGCAACACCUCGGCCCCGAGCGAGGAGGCCUACCGGACCGGCAGCCACGACACGCCGUCCCAGAGAGUGCAGUCCAUCCUGGGCACGGAGGAGGACGCGGAGCACGAGGCCCACGACCUGUUCACGGAGCUGGACGAGAUCUGUGUUCGCGACGGCAAAGACGCCGAGUGGAAGGAGACGGCACGGUGGCUGAAGUUCGAGGAGGACGUGGAGGACGGCGGCGAGCGCUGGAGCAAACCCUACGUGGCCACGCUGUCUCUGCACUCUCUGUUCGAACUGAGGAGCUGCCUCAUCAACGGCACCGUGCUGCUGGACAUGAGAGCGGACUGCAUCGAGGAGAUCGCAGAUAUGGUCUUGGACCAGCAGGAGGCGUCACACGAGCUGGACGACAGCGCAAGAGUGAAAGUGCGCGAGGCUUUAUUGAAGCGACACAAGCACCAGAACGAGAAGAAGAAGAACCUGAUUCCCAUGGUGCGCUCCAUCACCGAGGGCGCCCGCAAACAGUCGGAGCCGGUCCUCGCAGGCAACACGGCUCUUCUUCAGCCCAACGCCCUCAACGCUGAACACAAGAACGGCUCUGCCCCAGACGCACAUCCGGAUCUCAGCAAGGUGGACAUGCACUUCAUGAAGAAGAUUCCAGAAGGAGCAGAGGCCUCCAACGUGCUGGUGGGAGAGCUGGACUUCCUGGAGCGGCCCAUCGUGGCUUUUGUGCGUCUGUCUCCGGCGGUGCUGCUCACGGGGCUCACCGAGGUGCCCAUCCCCACCAGGUUUCUCUUCAUCCUCUUGGGCCCGAACGGGAAGGCUCAACAGUACCACGAAAUUGGACGCUCCAUGGCCACGAUAAUGACGGAUGAGAUCUUCCAUGACGUGGCGUACAAGGCCAAAGACCGCAAUGACCUUCUGGCCGGGAUAGACGAGUUCCUGGACCAGGUGACGGUGCUGCCUCCCGGAGAAUGGGACCCCUCCAUCCGCAUCGAGCCACCCAAGAACGUGCCCUCGCAGGAGAAGAGGAAGAUGCCGGCGGUGUCCAACGGCAGCGUGUGUCCAGCGGAGGAGGAGCAGGCGGAGCACCACGGGCCGGAGCUGCAGAGGACCGGCCGGUUGUUUGGAGGUCUGAUCAUGGACAUCAAAAGGAAAGCUCCGUUUUAUCUGAGUGACUACAGAGACGGCCUGAGCCUGCAGUGCGUGGCCUCCUUUCUCUUCUUGUACUGUGCCUGCAUGUCUCCGGUCAUCACCUUCGGGGGGCUGCUGGGAGAGGCCACAGAGGGACGCAUCAGUGCCAUUGAGUCCCUGCUGGGGGCCUCCAUGACUGGAGUGGCCUACUCACUGUUUGCCGGGCAGCCCCUCACCAUUCUGGGCAGCACGGGUCCAGUCCUGGUCUUUGAGAAGAUCCUCUUCAGAUUCUGCAGGGACUACGGCCUGUCCUACCUGUCCCUGCGCACCUGCAUCGGUCUGUGGACGGCCUUCCUGUGCCUGCUGCUGGUGGCCACAGACGCCAGCUCUCUGGUCUGUUACAUCACACGCUUCACUGAGGAGGCCUUCGCUGCCCUCAUCUGCCUCAUCUUCAUCUACGAGGCUCUGGAGAAACUCUUCCACCUCAGGGAGGUCUACCCCUUCAACGGACACAGCGACCUGGACAAGCUCACGCUGGCUUAG
Knipowitschia caucasica is the source of this 1875-nucleotide messenger RNA. Lineage: Eukaryota; Metazoa; Chordata; Actinopteri; Gobiiformes; Gobiidae. The record is from the annotation of a GenBank genome assembly.